AUGGUCCAAUGUAUUACAAGGGAGUUUAUCAUCUAUUCUAUCAGACCCCUUUCUAAAAGAAUGGAAGAAAUAUUCUGGUUAUGGUUCCUAGUUUGUCUGCAUCAGCAUCAACAUCAUCAAAACGACCCAAGAUCACUCAGGUGCCUACAAGAUGAGACUAGUAAUAAUGUUAGAGUGGUUGACCUCAAGGCUGUUGGAUCUUUUAUUGAAUUCACUCCUGAUGCAUCUGAAGUGAUUAUGUGGCUAGGAGACAUCUUUAGAGCCAAAGUUGUGGAUACAACAGAAUACUCAUUGACAAUAGAGGUCACUGGGGAUCCUGGGAAGAUGGUUACUGUUCAGAGAAACUUAGACAAAUUUGGAAUCAAAGAGCUCACAAGAACAGGGAAGGGAGAUGUUUAUCCUGUGGAGUACUAUAAUAAGUUCUCAAUGAAUCAAGUCCUUGACCCCCAUUGGGGUGUGCUUUAUGAAGAAGAUUUAACUGGUCAUAAGUCUCACACUGUGAACAUUCUUGUCAAUAAUGCUCUUGGAGUUCUCAACCUGGUCAUCGGAGUUAUAUCCAGAAAGGGUUACAACAUCCAGUGGAUCAAAGUUUUCUUCUUCAGAGUCCAUUAA
Lactuca saligna is the source of this 612-nucleotide messenger RNA. The record is from the annotation of a GenBank genome assembly. Lineage: Eukaryota; Viridiplantae; Streptophyta; Magnoliopsida; Asterales; Asteraceae.